AUGAACAUCACAUGCUGUGACACAGACGGCUGCAAUGCUGCCAACCAAACCAUCAUGGUUUCAGAAGGCUCUCUGCAGUGUUACAGCUGUUACUACAACUUAAGUGAAUGCACAGCUGUGACCUGCAACGAACUAGAGGUCUGUGCUAUGAGUCUUCGUAACGCCACAGUGCAGCUUUACGGAUGCGUCUCUAAGAAUUUGUGCAACUCUAACUUUGGGCAACGUUACUUUGGCGAAUUAUCAUGCUGCGACACACACCUCUGCAACGACCCAACCAAGAAUACUUCACUAUCACCAAUUACAUUGCCUCCAACCAACAUGACAACUGAGCCUCCAACCAACAUGACAACUGAGCCUCCAACCAACAUGACAACUGAGCCUCCAACCAACAUGACAACUGAGCCUCCAACCACCAAGACAACUGAGCCUCCAACCAACAUGACAACUGAGCCUCCAACCACCAAGACAACUGAGCCUCCAACCAACAUGACAACUGAGCCUCCAACCACCAAGACAACUGAGCCUCCAACCACCAAGACAACUGAGCCUCCAACCACAGCUGAGAAUAUCAUUGCACAUGUUAAAAUGCAAAUAAUGACUUCUGGAAGCGUCAGCGAAGAAAUUAUUUUGGAUUUUAUCAAGCAGUUUUUUAAAGAUCAACUGAUUGACCUGGAUCCUUCUGUCAUUAUUAAAAAAAUUGUUUAA
This is a messenger RNA of Knipowitschia caucasica, 705 nucleotides long. The record is from the annotation of a GenBank genome assembly. Lineage: Eukaryota; Metazoa; Chordata; Actinopteri; Gobiiformes; Gobiidae.